Messenger RNA from Verruconis gallopava, 1076 nucleotides. RefSeq lists its product as uncharacterized. The record is from RefSeq and is a predicted model, not a curated record. Lineage: Eukaryota; Fungi; Ascomycota; Dothideomycetes; Venturiales; Sympoventuriaceae. The transcript is spliced from 2 exons. Bases 261 to 1076 code for a protein of 271 amino acids.
AACACCAUAACAGCGAGAACUCAAAUCGUUGAAAUUGAAUAUUCCUAUCAUGCGAACACGUCACCCUGAAGGAACUGAGGUCGUCAGCAGUCGCAGUGCGUCGCCCAACGCGUGUGGAACGCGAAAUAACGAUCCCAUAGCCUCAAGAGGUGGCAUGGCCAGUACCAAUACAGGAGCACGCUACUCAACUUACGGGGUACCUUUGGAACGUACUGCUCUAUCUAGAUCGCGAGGAAAACCAACCAGUAACCCCAGAAGAGAUGAGAACAGUGGUUAUGGCAGCAAUAUCCCUGGUCGGAAAGGUCAUGAGGACCCCUAAUAUGACGGCGGUACAUCAGAAGAUGAGCACCAUAUACACAGAAAUGACGGCGAACGCGAACAGCACGGUGAAAGAGAUAUAUAACAUCAAAGAGGAACUCAAGAAUCUGGUGGUGAAGGUACAAAAAGGCAUCACAGUGGGCGAGACAGCUACCGUGGCAGCGACUGAGGCCGCGGAAGUAGGCAAGACAGUCGCCGCUAUGGCGAGAGAUAUAAAGAACAAAGGAACACAGCAUCAGACAGGAGGACCAAUGAGCUAUGCUGCUGCGGCAGCACAUGGUGCUCUGAUCAUAAAUACACACAGCACACAGAAUACUCAUAAUACUCCAUCUCUAGUGCAGCGUGAGAUCAUCAUGAAUAUAAGAAAUGCCCAGACAAUCCAACACCUACGCUCCAUGAAUCCGCGUAUCAUGAAAGCCCAUAUUGACAUAGCCAUCGCCCAGAGCGAAAAUGAACACAUAGCUAAGAUCACCACCAUAUCAGCCAACCAGCUUAAGAGCAGGGAUCUCAGCAUCAGAACAGCAACGAACAGUGAGAUGCAGACGCUCCGUGAAUUCACAGAUGACUGGGUUCCUCGACUCGGAAGCGGAACUAUACACACUAGUAUGAUAAACACUGAGAGGUUCGAGGAGGUCAAAGCCGAAAUCCUGCAAGCUAACAGAGUAUUCCUCCCUACAGCAGACAUCAAAUACAUUGGCUGGCUGACUAGGAGACCACUAAACAAAUUAAUGUCGUCCAUCGUCAUCAAGUUCACAUAA